CAGUGACUGCCAGUAUUUUUGUAGUGCUCAAAUUUUGUGUCUGUAUUCUACGCAUAAAUUGGAUAUGUCACAAAAUGCACCUGAAGCCCUUGAACCAGUGGAGUAUCAUAGGAAAAUAUGGUACUUGAUAUUAGAAUACAUGGAAAACUCAACAAUACAUGGUCUCAAAUACAUUUUUCCGAGUGUUCAAGAGCAAAGAGAGAAGGACAGAGAGAGAAGGAAAUCACUGCAGCAGAAAGACUGCAUUCUAAAUGACUGUUUCAGCUUUAAAAGAUUAUUCUGGGUGAUCAUCUUCCUCUUGAGUGCAACGCUGUGCAUCAUGCUGAUCAACAAAGUAUGGACCAAAUACCAGAACAGCCCCGUUAUAGUGAGUUUCAGUGAGAAAUACGUGCCCGUCGAAAAGGUACCGUUUCCAUCAAUAACACUAUGCCCGAAUGUGAAAAUAAAUCCGAAGUACAAUUUUACUGAAGAGUACAUAAAAUAUUUCCAAAACGCAACAUUUCGGAACGAUUACAAAAACCAUAAUGAGACCAUAAAAAGAGCCAUGGAAGCAGUUCAAGAUAUCUCAUUGAUCUGUCCUACGCGUACCAUACAGGGUAUUUUUAACACUUUAAACUACACCAUAGGCCGUGACUUCACUGAUGGUACAAUUAUAGAAAAUAUGGAAAAGGUUCAUACUGAUAUGCACGAAAAGUUGCGUUGGCUCGACAAACUGUCAUUGCGCCUCAACUAUGCGACAAUUUUAACAGAGGAAGGCCAUUGUAUCAAUAAAAAUGUAUUGGCUGCUACAGAAAUAUUCCGUGAAGAGAACCUCCGACCUAAUUAUCCACUGAGCAAUGCUGCUCAACGUAGUAAAGGUUGGGAUCUUGUUAAAGGCUACACGAAUGGAUCUGCAAACGUAUAUCCACUAAGGACGACAGGAGAAGCUUCCCGUAUAGUAUUGUUUCUUAAAUUGCCAAAAACAGACAAAUAUGACUUUUGCAAUGCUGGCCUUACUGGUUUUAAUAUUUACUUGCAACAUCCAGCUGAUCAUCCACAAGCGUUGCGCCAUUUCUACGUUGCAUCACCAGGAAAGACCACAUCUUUAGCACUUAAAUUUCAAUCUAUAAGCGCUUCUUCAGAUUUGCAUAAAUUCGGCGUAGACGUGCGAAAAUGUUAUUUACCUGGAGAACGGUAUCUUAAGUAUUUUAAAAUAUACACACCCAAUAACUGUAGACUAGAAUGUCUGUCCAAUUACACAUAUGAAACGUGUGGUUGUGUGUCAUUCUACAUGCCACAUGGUGAAAAUCAGUCAAUUUGUACUACAGAAAAAAAAGAAUGCACUAUUAAAGCUCGAGCUAUAUAUCGGGCAGAAAUAUUUGAAGCGUAUUCAAACGACCUACCAGACAAAUGUUCGUGUUUGCUAACGUGCGAAGAAAUUCUAUAUGAUGCUGAAGUUUAUGAAUCUCCUUUCGACAUUGAAAAACUUGCAUCGCACUUAAGAGCAACGGGUUUUCAAAACAAAAUGGAUUUAGAAGAAUACGAUUACUUCCGAUUGGAUAUAUAUUUUAAGGAGUCCAGUUUUUUAUCAAUACAACGUUCAGAGUUAUAUACUAUAUCAGAAUUAUUUGGCAACAUCGGUGGGCUACUUGGACUCUGUCUUGGAGUAUCCUUCUUCAGUAUUCUCGAGAUUUUGCAUUAUGUUAUCAUUGGAUUUAAAGUAACAAAAGAUGAAGUGGAAGUAACAAUAGACGAAAAGUACAAAAGUCAUGACAUCGAAAUAAAAUAAUCAGCCAAUGAAAAAAUUUAUAAGAUAUCACAAUUAUAUUUUAUUUACGAACUAAGUCUCGAAAACAAGAUAAUAUAAUUAGUAAUAAAGUUUUCAGUGUAUGUAUAUUCUCUACAAUUCAAGCUACAGCAUUUUUGCAUUGGUGUUUCUCAAGGCACAGUAUUGAACCCCAAGCUCUCAAUAUAUUAAAAAUAAAGUUGAAAAGUGGUAAUUUUAAAUGAAAUUUAAAUAUAAUUUCAAAAUAUUUAACCGUAUUUGUGAUUACUA
Molecule: messenger RNA, 2035 nt
Organism: Galleria mellonella (greater wax moth)
Lineage: Eukaryota; Metazoa; Arthropoda; Insecta; Lepidoptera; Pyralidae
Product: pickpocket protein 28-like
Exons: 14
Coding region: 65-1768 (567 amino acids)
Biological process (GO): sodium ion transmembrane transport
Cellular component (GO): membrane
Molecular function (GO): ligand-gated sodium channel activity
Source: RefSeq, a predicted model, not a curated record